Molecule: messenger RNA, 434 nt
Organism: Striga hermonthica
Lineage: Eukaryota; Viridiplantae; Streptophyta; Magnoliopsida; Lamiales; Orobanchaceae
Source: the annotation of a GenBank genome assembly
CAUUCUAUUUUGAUGGGGAGGCCAAAGUAUGGUGGCAAUGGUUCACGAGCGUCUACCGCAGCCGACAACAAGUCAUCCGGUGGGACGAUUUCGAGCGCGAGUUACUCACGCGUUUCAGAACAUCAGACUACCACAACUACAAUGAGGCUCUCACGCGAAUAAGGCUGACAGGUAGCUUACGUGAUUAUUUAAAAGAAUUUGAGCGUUUAGCUUGUCGAGUAAGAGGUUGGCCCGAGACCGCGUUAGUAGGGGCUUUCAUAGGCGGCCUAAAGUUUUAUCUAGCUGCUGAGGUGCGCUUAGAGCGUCCAGAGACAUUGCAUGCCGCCAUGAAGGUUACUCCAUGCCGAGAAGAUCAUCUUGUGGCAACUCGAAGGGGACGGGCGGACGCACGCUACCCCGAGAUACGACGCGCACAGCCGGAUGCAAGCAAUAUG